UCCUGCCAGAACCUCUCCCCUUCCUUCACCAUCCUCUGCACCAAAACCGGGCUCCUCUUCGUGCCGUCCGGCAUCGACCGCCGCACGGCCGAGCUCCGCCUGAUGGACAACUUCAUCACCGUCCUCCGCAAGCGGGAUUUCGCCAACAUGACCCAACUGAUCCACCUGACGCUGUCGCGCAACACCAUCAGCCAGAUCAUGCCUUACGCCUUCGCCGACCUCAGGGGUCUCCACGCCCUCCACCUCGACAGCAACCGCCUGACGUCCAUUAACGAGGACCACUUCAAGGGGUUAAUUAAUUUGCGCCAUUUAAUCCUCAGCAACAACCAGCUGAGCUUCAUCUCGCCCAAAUCCUUGGACGAUUUCUUGGAGACCAUCGAGGAUUUGGAUUUGUCCUACAAUAAUCUGGUGGACGUCCCGUGGGCGACGGUGGCCAAGCUGUCCAACGUCAACACGGUGAGUUUGGAUCACAACCUGAUCGAGUUCGUGCCCGAGGGGAUUUUUUCCAACCUCCACAAGCUGGCCAGGUUGGACAUGACCUCCAACAAGUUGAAGAAGAUCCCGCCGGAUCCGUUGUUCUCCCGCAUUCCCGUCUACGCCAAAUCCAAAGGUUCUCCGCUGAGCUCCCUGGUGUUGAGUUUCGGCGGGAAUCCUCUCCACUGUAACUGCGAGCUGGUUUGGCUGCGCCGCCUGACGCGCGAGGACGACCUGGAAACCUGCGCCUCGCCGCCGGAAUUGAUGGGAAAAUACUUCUGGAGCAUCCGCGAGGAGGAAUUCGUCUGCGAACCUCCCAUGAUCACCCACAGGACGCCCAAACUCGCCACGGCCGUGGGUCAGAGCGCGUCCCUCAAGUGCAAAGCCGUGGGAGAUCCCGAUCCCUACGUGCGCUGGAUCGCUCCCGACGGCAAGUUGGUGGCCAACACCUCCAGGACGGUUUCCUACCAAAACGGGACUUUGGAUAUUUUGGAAGCGGCGUUGGGCGAUCAGGGAACCUUCACCUGCAUCGCCUCCAACGCCGCCGGCGAGUCGACGGCGCCGGUGGAGUUCCGGGUGACGGCGGAAGGGAACGGGACGGAGUGCGAGGAUGAGGAGGGGGGGAAAAAGGCGGGGACGGGCGGGCCGGAGCCGUCGGAUAUCCUGAUUUCCGCCAAAUCCAGCUUUUCCAACGAUUCCAAGCUGGAAAAGGGGGAGAGGGGAGGAGGGGUGGUGGUGGCCGAGGUGACGGCGACGUCGGCGUUGGUGAGGUGGCCGCCGCAGGAGGAGGAGCUGGAGGGGUUGAGGAUGUACCAGAUCCAGUACAACAGCUCGGGAGAUGAGAUCCUG
Molecule: messenger RNA, 1323 nt
Organism: Parus major (Great Tit)
Lineage: Eukaryota; Metazoa; Chordata; Aves; Passeriformes; Paridae
Product: leucine-rich repeat and fibronectin type III domain-containing protein 1-like protein
Exons: 1
Molecular function (GO): protein binding
Source: RefSeq, a predicted model, not a curated record